GAGACUCGGACUCCAAUGCCAGGUGAACGGCAUUGACUCUAAUCAGCAGCAGCACAGCUUCUGAACAGAGAGGCAUGAAAACACGACUGCUGCUAUUUCCACGCCUUUCUUUUAGAGUAUCAUACAAACCUUGGCGGGAGCUGUCAGCCAUGUCUGGCAGCGUUGUUCUCUUCUCAAGACUCUUUGUGGGGAUCUGUGCUGCUGUCAUACUGAUUGUAAUGUGUUCACAUGCUGCAAGAGCCAGUCCAGCAGAACCUACAAUCCAAAAGACAGUGAAGUACAGCCUCGUGAGACGACUCAAUCCUGAGCAACAGCUUCCCUCCUUAGCUGGUCAGCUGGGCAAAGAACAAGAAGUCCAAACACCAGCAGACGCCCUGUCGAUCAGCAAUCAUCAAUUCUAUCCUGUCCACUUUACUCAAGGUAGUUUUAGUUACAUUCAGAACGGCCUCAAUAAGACGCGGCCUCGAGUGAAGAUAAUCAAACUACAGAGAGGUGGAAUGAUGAGGCCAGCAAGCGGCGUUUUCACCACUCAUUCCCCAUACAAAAGACCAGGGUUUGAUGAAUCCAGAAUUCCUGACAACAGUCUUCCUCAGAAAGAUGAAAAUAUGUACAACUCUAACAUUAACUGGAUUAAAUAUCCAAAGAAACCUGGCAGCAAAGGAGGGAUCCGUCUGACUCCCUUAUCAAAGGGAGAUGAAAACAAGUCUGCAAGAAAGUUGAGUUCUGUUUUUCCAUCUCAGACAGGUAGACUUCAGAGUGCUCAACUUCUAACCCAAAGGUGGCUUGGCAGGGACUUUUUGGAAACAAAUCAGCUUCCCACGGUCAGAGUCCAGAGCGGUGCCAGUAGGAUGCAACUAAAAAAUGUCUUUGACUUUACAAAUCAGGCUUGGGGUGGUGUGCAAUCGCUCAGCAACAGUUUAAGCGUUAUUAAACGAAACUCAAGCCAAGAAAAGCCAACAUCCAUCUCAAAAUUUCCACAGAACCAAAACUCUAUAAGCAGUAAAGAAAUGCUAGGACACAAUAACAUCCAGUCGUAUCGCUUUAAAGAAUCUCCAGCUCAGAUUUACACUGUGAAGAAUGUUGAGCAAAAACCUUUUAGAGGACAGAGAAAUACUGCUAACUGGGCCCAGAAACAGUCUGGGACACAAGAGAAAAGUAGAUUUAUUUCUAAUCUCAACCAUUUUACUAGCACAAACCCAAACAAAGACGAAUCUGAAGCCCAAAUAGGUUUUGGUCGACGUCAGGUCAUUUUCUAUCCCACUCCACACAAGGCUGCAGCCCCUGCACCAGGUUUUUUGCAUCCUGUUUCAGAGGACAAGAAUCAGCUAAAUCUUGUCUCUGUAGUUCAUUCUCAAGGUGGUAGAAAGGCAUUUGGUGUACUGGACCGAGUCAACGUGACUUCAAGAGAGCUGAGACAGGAGUACACAGCAGGUCAGUCUGUUAAAAGAUUUCAUCCACUAGAGGGAGCCAAAGCUUUACCUCAGAGAGCAGACUCACCCGUCAAACCCAAACCAAGUUUCAAAGGGUUUGAACUCCUCAGGAGCUCUGAGGUCUCCAGACCCAAACCCAUCAGGAUUUACAGAUUGUACAAUCAAAGAGACAAGGAGCCAGGUAGCAGUGGUGACUUUAAAAUGCCUCCAAAAAUUGCAAGAGCUGAUGGCUCAAUCUCAAGAUUUGCAUCCAACAAGGCCCACGUUCUUCAGGGGUUUCUGCCCAGUAAAAACCAAACUGUAGGCAGUCGCAGCAGAACCAACUGGACAUAUGCAGCAUGGAUUUCUCCGAUAGCCUCUUCAUCUUAUCUGAGCUCACUAGAGCAGUCCACAGAUAAACCGAAAGCAGCUGACGGAAACCAACCUGCCGCAGAGGAGGUGCCUAAGUUCAGGACCCUCACCAGCCGCACAGUGAGGGGCAAACGGGUGAAGCUGACCCAAACCGGCAGCAGAAAGCUCCCCAGACCCAUCGCCAUCAAUUCUACGGGCAACUCGGUCAUACGCAGGCUGUCCAGGGUGAAAGCCGUCACGUACGAGGACGUCCUGGGAAGUGCUUCGUUCAGCAGUGUGAGGUCUCCGGUUCGUCAUCAGGAUCGUUUCCCAAACAUGACGACUGUUCAGGGAGAAGGCUGGAGCUCAAAAUCGGAUGAUGUCAAGAACACAAGUGGAAGUCCUAAAGCAAAUGUCACCAACGAGGAGACGGUGAGUGUUUAUAGGAAGGAAGAAGCAGACAGUGAAGUAGAAACAUCAGAUUUGUUUUUCGAGAGUGAAGGAAGUGGGAAUUUGGAUUUGUCUGACGUUUUAUCAACCGCCUCAGAGAACGGGCCAGCAGGAAAUGACCUGCUGGAGCUCGACUACCUCCGAAGAGCCACUGGCAACGUCUCCUUCAAAUCACUGAGUAAAUCACAUCUGGAGCAGCAAUAGAAAUGUGCUGAAGUGUUCCCUUCUUGGAGCAAAUCUAAUGAAUAAACAUUUUUGGAAAACCA
This is a messenger RNA of Gambusia affinis (western mosquitofish), 2476 nucleotides long. RefSeq lists its product as uncharacterized. Bases 75 to 2414 code for a protein of 779 amino acids. The transcript is spliced from 3 exons. Lineage: Eukaryota; Metazoa; Chordata; Actinopteri; Cyprinodontiformes; Poeciliidae. The record is from RefSeq and is a predicted model, not a curated record.